Messenger RNA from Bombyx mori (domestic silkworm), 4379 nucleotides. It is a transcript of the gene Art4, whose product is annotated as histone-arginine methyltransferase CARMER. The record is from RefSeq and is a predicted model, not a curated record. Lineage: Eukaryota; Metazoa; Arthropoda; Insecta; Lepidoptera; Bombycidae. Gene Ontology annotation, biological process: peptidyl-arginine methylation. The coding region runs from base 1 to 1596 and encodes 531 amino acids. The transcript has a single exon. Gene Ontology annotation, molecular function: protein-arginine N-methyltransferase activity.
AUGGCGAACACGUUUCGCGGCGUGACGGUGUCGACCGUCAACAGCGAUGGCGUUCUGACGCCUCGAUUCAAUUUCCCGACGAACGUAAACGUGGACUACGACCCGCAAGGGCUGAGUGUGAAAGUGAUACGUGCUGAUCCUGUGCUCGCGCAGGAGGUGCUGGAGUUUCCUGUUCAUAGCCAGAGUGAGUGUUCCCGCGUGGCCGGACAGUCAUACAUAUUUACGAUAGACAAUGAAACGCUAUUUUUCAAACUGGCAUCCGACGCAGACUGCCAGAGUUUCCAUCUGCUCGUCAGCAAAGUCAAGGCGGGCAGGUCGUCCUCAGUUUUCACGGUCAGGACCGAAGACUCGUCGGCAAUGCAGUACUUCCAGUUUUAUGGUUACCUGAGUCAGCAACAGAACAUGAUGCAGGACUAUGUUAGAACGAGUACAUAUCAGCGCGCCAUAUUGUCUAAUGUGAACGAUUUCAAAAACAAAGUGGUCUUGGAUGUUGGGGCAGGCUCCGGGAUACUUUCAUUUUUCGCGGCCCAGGCAGGUGCUCGGAAGGUUUACGCAGUAGAAGCCAGCAACAUGGCGCACCACGCACAGGCCCUAGUCAGAGCGAACAGUUUACAUGAUCGUAUCACAGUCAUAGCGGGUAAAAUUGAAGAAAUUGAAUUACCAGAAAGUGUUGAUAUAAUUAUCUCUGAACCGAUGGGUUACAUGUUGUACAAUGAACGUAUGUUAGAGACAUAUUUACAUGCGAAGAAAUGGCUAAAACCGAAUGGUAAUAUGUACCCAACGAGAGGUGAUCUCCAUAUAGCACCAUUCACUGAUGAUGCAUUAUUCAUGGAACAAUAUAAUAAGGCUAAUUUUUGGUAUCAAGUGUGCUUCCACGGGGUAGACCUGAGUGCAUUACGCACAGCUGCUAUGAAAGAGUACUUUAGACAGCCUAUAGUUGACACAUUUGAUGUACGCAUAUGCAUGUCUCGGUCUGUUAGACACGUUGUUGACUUCUUAAAUGCUCAUGAAACUGACUUACAUCGUAUAGAGGUACCCUUUAGAUUUGAACUAACCCAGUCUGGUACUUGUCACGGAUUAGCUUUCUGGUUUGAUGUUUUAUUUGCUGGGGGAACACAGCACAUAUGGUUAUCGACUGCACCAACGGAACCUUUAACGCAUUGGUAUCAAGUGCGGUGUUUGCUUGAGACACCUAUAUUUGCUAAACAAGGUCAAGCUCUUACAGGUCGAGUGCUUUUGUUGGCAAACAAGCGCCAGAGCUAUGAUGUGACAAUGGAAGUGAACUUAGAAGGUACAAAUAUAUCUUCAUCAAACACAUUGGAUUUGAAGAAUCCUUACUUUAGGUACACAGGUGCUCCAGCAGCACCUCCGCCCGGAGUCAAUAGCACAUCCCCAAGUGAAAACUACUGGAACUCUAUUGACACAACAACAUCUAUCAGCAACGGUCAGGUUAUCCUAACAGAUGGCACCCAACAAUACUGUUCGACUCCAGAUCAAACUCUUUCAUAUGGAGCCCAUCCGAAUAUGAUCAAAACAGUGAUGCUUCAAGAAGAAUUCAUCAAGAGAAUCGGGAUCAGUCAGAACGGGGACAUAUAAUCCGCGAGGUUGCGCCGUGCGCGCCUUAGAGCUAUUAGAAACCGUCGUAAUCGGUUGUGAACAAUAAACAACUCAAUAGUGUGUAAGUGAACUAUUUAUUUCGACAUCACAGUGCUGAAAUCAUGACUGCGGAGCGUAUUUGAAGUGAAAACUGCAAUCGGUGGUCCCUAUGUAGAUGUUUGAAUGCAUAAGAAAUGAACAAAGUCGGACAGAAUUACAAGAAAAAUUUGGAGGACUGUGGAUACAUUUUUAAUACUUUUUUCUAAAUACUUUUCUUUUACUAUACUAGUAAUUAAUCACAAAAUUUUCGGGCAUGAUACAAAAAACGUUAUUUUGUAAUUUCAGUACCGUACAUAGGGUCCAUUGGAAUUUUAACUUGCAUUGUAAUUUUUUAGUAGUUUUGUUACAUUUUAAUAAACAUUUAGAAUUGAUAGAAGAGCUUUGAAACUUUUUAAUUCGAGCUCUGGAAUUUAAGGAAAUGUGCAUGUAAUAUUAAGACAUUGUUGCAUCAAACUUAGCACGUGAACAGACAAAUGUAUUUCACUUAUUAAAAGGCUAAAAACACAUUUGCAUGUUCUAUUGGUCAUAUAUAUGUCCAUGGUAGUCUAUAAAGAAAUUGUUAAAUUAGUUAAUAAUAGUAACAUUUUCUGAAUGAAAAAAUGUUUUUUGUCUGAUCUUCUCAAUUGUAUAAAUAAAAUUCAACUAAAUAUUGAUGUACAACUCAAAAUCAAGAUAGUGUUGAAUGUAAUAAUAGGGUAUUUUGGGUGUAUUGGCAACAUUCCCAAAAAUGAGAGGGGGCAAUGAAGUUCAUUUUUCACAUGAUGACACUUAAAAUAUGUUUACAUUUUUUUUAUUGAAACAUGUACCGUAAUUUAGCACCACAUGUAAAUGUCAAAAUGUCAAUUGAUAUGCAACUGGCACUCGGAGUCAACGGACACGUAAAUUGCUUUUUCAUCCAAACACUAAAAUGACCGGUGACCUUAUUCAUAAUAAGUUAUCACAGCUUUAUCAAUUUGCCAUAAGAAGUCUGUCAAUCAUGAGAUUUGUGUUUUUAUUGUGAAAGAAACUUUGUAAUAGUCUUCUUAUAUCAGAUUGGUUAAGCUCCAGUAAGAGAUUAUGAAUAAGUAACUUAAAUUAAAGUUGUUAUUCUAUUAUGCUCCGGAAGCGGAAAGAAUACCAUUGCUAUUUCGAUUUCGAGAUUGUUACUUUUACACUCUCUAUUUGAGGGUAACUAAUAAUGAGCAUCUGUGAGUACAAGCAAAAAACGAUAGGUUUUUGGAAGCUGUAUCACAAUGAUAUCACACGGUGUAUAACGAUAAGCAGACAUAAAAUAUUUUUUCAUAAGAAGACUGAACAAAAGUGAUAAACAAAAAUGUGUCCAAUACACAUUUUGGAUAUCAGAAUCGCAAGCAAUAAUCGAUGUAUAGUUAAUUUCUAAUCAUAAUUAUUAUCUAUACUAAUAAUACUUAUGUAAAUAAAUUAGAAACUUUCGUGACAAAACUACUCAAAAAGCAUAAUAUUAAGUACAAGAUUUAUAAUUCAUAUAUUUAGAUAAGAAUAAAUAGCUUUUUUUUUUUUCAGUCUGGAAAGAUAAGAAAUUAAUUAUUAUUAUAACUCAUGUUUACGUUUGUAUGUAAUCACUUUAAAUGAUUUGCAACUCCCAAUACCUUUGAAAGAUAAAAUAUAGUUGACAAUCAAUUUGCAAACGUCAUGUUGUCUACAGGUAUUUUAGCACUUACCUUCUGGUAAGGCAAGAUAUUUUGAAACUAUAUUCAGUAGGCUAUAUUCUGAAGUCGAUUCUUUAUCUGGAAUAUCGGAAGACCAACGAUUGUCGACAUUCGCGAAACUUCGAAUCCAUCCACGUUUUAUUUUAAAGCGUUCUGGUACUUUAGGCUACUCCUCCUUCCGUCGAUAAUCCCCAGUGGUCGUGGCCUCAUGAGGCUUUCUUGGGAGAAUAGACAUGGUGGGGUCCCGCAUCUUUCCACGGCAGUGCUUUUGGAAGAGCUUUAGUUCUUCGAGGCCGUUGAAGCCUUAUUUGGGUCCGGCUAAUUAACCGCCGGCCGACAUUCGGCGUUCUCUUCUACGGUGGAAAGGCCGAACUUCAACUCAACCCUCCUCUUCGGGCCUUUGGGACCGGCAUUGGCAGAGUUAAACAGCGAAUAGCUAAUAAAAAUUCUAUUUCAGAAACGAAUUUCUAAACUGGGGAAAAUGUUUAUAGGAUUGCCAUGUGCUGGAUUUAUUUUUUUAUUGAUUGACUAACAAAAUGUAGUAGUACAUUUUAACGUUGUAUAUUAGUUUUAUCUUUAAAGGUAUUGUGAUCGGCGAGUCAGUUUCGGUAUUAGAUUGAUUCCAAUUGUAUUUAACACAAAAAUGAAGGUAGCCACUAAUUGAAGAAGAAUCAUGGUUGGCUAUCUAUCUACAUUUUGUUCGCUUUGUAAUUAUAAUGAAGCUUUAUAAAUCUUUUACCUUAUAUUGUGCGAAAUUACUCUAGGGGAAUAAACUUAGUGUAAGAUAAAAGUGCUGAAUUUACAAUAGUGAUUAUCGCUUCAUUAUCGAAUGAAUACUCACGAAAAUACAGACUUGAUGAUUUACACCGACGUACCGUUUAGAUCAGACCGAUCGUCUCGUGGUAUUUAGGAGAAAAAUACUUUAGCCCUCCCAAAGGGACGUGAACGUGAAUCUAUUAAUGAUUUCGUCUUUAAUGACUUUUUUUUUUUCAAUCUUCAAAUCAUAAGUGUUUUGAUCUCAAAAUAACUUUGAAUAAAAUUUCUUUGACAAAAGUA